Molecule: messenger RNA, 1531 nt
Organism: Ochotona princeps (American pika)
Lineage: Eukaryota; Metazoa; Chordata; Mammalia; Lagomorpha; Ochotonidae
Gene: RUVBL1
Product: RuvB like AAA ATPase 1
Exons: 11
Coding region: 142-1512 (456 amino acids)
Biological process (GO): chromatin remodeling; regulation of transcription by RNA polymerase II; box C/D snoRNP assembly
Cellular component (GO): Ino80 complex; Swr1 complex; NuA4 histone acetyltransferase complex
Molecular function (GO): ATP hydrolysis activity; ATP binding; DNA helicase activity
Source: RefSeq, a predicted model, not a curated record
UCCCUUCUCCGCCAAUGGGGAAAAGAUAUAGGCGGGCUCUUACAAACGGCCCUGGUAACAGCCGCAUGGUUACCCGGGCGCCAGGCGCGCUGCACCAGGUUCUGAUUUUCCACGUUAGUUUCGGCUCCCGUCCCCGCAAAAAUGAAAAUCGAGGAGGUGAAGAGCACCACCAAGACGCAGCGCAUCGCCUCCCACAGCCACGUGAAAGGGCUGGGGCUGGACGAGAGCGGCUUGGCCAAGCAGGCGGCCUCAGGACUCGUGGGCCAGGAGAACGCGCGUGAGGCAUGUGGCGUCAUAGUAGAAUUAAUCAAAAGCAAGAAAAUGGCUGGAAGAGCUGUCUUGUUGGCAGGACCUCCUGGAACUGGCAAGACAGCUCUGGCCCUGGCUAUUGCUCAGGAGCUGGGUAGUAAGGUCCCUUUCUGCCCAAUGGUGGGGAGUGAAGUUUACUCGACUGAGAUCAAGAAGACAGAGGUGCUGAUGGAGAACUUCCGCAGGGCCAUCGGACUGCGGAUAAAGGAGACCAAGGAAGUUUAUGAAGGCGAAGUUACAGAGCUGACUCCGUGUGAGACAGAGAACCCCAUGGGAGGGUAUGGCAAAACCAUUAGCCACGUGAUCAUAGGACUCAAGACAGCCAAAGGAACCAAGCAGUUGAAACUGGACCCCAGCAUCUUUGAAAGUUUGCAGAAAGAGCGCGUCGAGGCUGGGGAUGUGAUUUACAUCGAGGCCAACAGCGGAGCUGUGAAGAGGCAAGGCAGAUGUGAUACUUAUGCCACAGAAUUCGACCUUGAAGCUGAAGAGUAUGUGCCCUUGCCAAAGGGGGACGUGCACAAGAAGAAGGAGAUCAUCCAGGACGUGACCUUGCACGACUUGGAUGUGGCUAACGCGCGACCCCAGGGAGGACAAGACAUUCUGUCCAUGAUGGGCCAGUUAAUGAAACCAAAGAAGACAGAAAUCACAGACAAACUUCGAGGGGAAAUUAACAAGGUGGUGAACAAGUACAUCGACCAGGGCAUUGCCGAGCUGGUUCCAGGUGUUCUGUUUGUUGAUGAAGUCCAUAUGCUCGACAUUGAAUGCUUCACUUACCUGCACCGGGCCCUAGAAUCUUCUAUCGCCCCCAUCGUCAUCUUCGCAUCCAACCGAGGCAACUGUGUCAUCAGAGGCACCGAGGAUAUUACCUCCCCUCACGGCAUCCCGCUCGACCUCCUGGACCGAGUGAUGAUCAUCCGGACCAUGCUGUACACUCCGCAGGAGAUGAAGCAGAUCAUUAAAAUCCGAGCCCAGACGGAGGGCAUCAACAUCAGUGAGGAGGCCCUGAACCACCUGGGAGAGAUUGGCACCAAGACUACCCUGAGGUACUCGGUGCAGCUGCUGACCCCAGCCAACCUGCUUGCCAAGAUCAACGGGAAGGACAGCAUCGAGAAGGAGCACGUUGAGGAGAUCAGCGAGCUUUUCUACGACGCCAAAUCCUCGGCCAAGAUCCUGGCUGACCAGCAGGAUAAGUACAUGAAGUGAUGUGCUCGCCGUGCGGCCG